This is a messenger RNA of Balaenoptera acutorostrata (minke whale), 915 nucleotides long. Its product is annotated as basic salivary proline-rich protein 4-like. The record is from RefSeq and is a predicted model, not a curated record. NCBI's taxonomy places the organism in Eukaryota, Metazoa, Chordata, Mammalia, Artiodactyla, Balaenopteridae. Bases 1 to 915 code for a protein of 304 amino acids. The transcript has 3 exons.
AUGGACCCAAGCGAACGCGCCAUCUUCCCCUUGGGAAAGAGUUCCAAUAGCCGUUGGUCCCGAAGACCCUUGGUGAUGGUGCUGAGUGGGCCCGAGGCUCGCAGCCCCACUGGUGACUCAUAUCAGGACAUGGGUGGCAAGGCCAGAUUUGAAUCCUCCCCUAAUGGAGAUCUCAGCCCAGCCCACCCAGAGUGGCUGGUGUCUUGGGCCCAAAGAGGUGGUCCCAGGAAGGUGGCCGGGGGCCAGGGGUUGGGAGACCCCUGUGACAUUGAGACGGUUCCUCCCCGGACCCUUCUGAGGGCACCCAGGAUCCAGCAGGCCCACCUGGACAGGGUCCCUGGAAAACCCGGGAACCGACCCCGGACCCCGCCCCAACCCCCGGUCCGCCCGUCGGACCAGGGCGACCCCCACCCCCACCCCGCAAGCCCCGAGGCCGCGGGCGGGGGAAGCACGGGGCGCGCGGCACGGCCUCAUCCACAUGCAGGGGACGGCGCGUCGCGGCGGCCGCCAGGAAGGGACAAAGGCUGUUCCGCCGCCGGCCGCACAGUGCCAGGCUCGCCCCGCCCGCCGCCCCGGUGGCCCCCGACGCGGCCCCCCCUUGCGUCUGUCCCGCCGGCCCGGCUGCACAGUCCGGACGGCUUCCGGGAGGAGGAGGCAGCCUCCAUCGGACCCUGCACGCCCUACCUCCUCCUGCGACCCCAGGGGCCACAGCCCCUUCUCCGUGUCUCCGGGGCAGUUGAGGUGGCCUCGUCUCUUGAGCCGAAGAGACUCAAGAGACGAGGGGCCUUCGCCAAAGACCCGAUUUCUAGUCCACUGAGCCCCGACUCUGUGGCCAGGCGUCUGCGCGUAGAACCUGCCGGACCCAGUCCAGAGCCGGGCUGGGCGGCGGAGGGCGGGGGAAGGCCUUCUUCCUAG